This is a messenger RNA of Perca fluviatilis (European perch), 2445 nucleotides long. RefSeq names its product cytochrome P450 2F2-like. Gene Ontology annotation, molecular function: heme binding; oxidoreductase activity, acting on paired donors, with incorporation or reduction of molecular oxygen, reduced flavin or flavoprotein as one donor, and incorporation of one atom of oxygen; iron ion binding. Gene Ontology annotation, cellular component: cytoplasm; intracellular membrane-bounded organelle. NCBI's taxonomy places the organism in Eukaryota, Metazoa, Chordata, Actinopteri, Perciformes, Percidae. The transcript is spliced from 11 exons. The record is from RefSeq and is a predicted model, not a curated record. Gene Ontology annotation, biological process: xenobiotic metabolic process. Bases 44 to 1513 code for a protein of 489 amino acids.
AAGUCAAUUAGCUUGCCUCUUCAGUUCAGACCAGUCCAUCAACAUGUUUGCCUCAAUCUUCCUGAUAUUGCUCUUCUUUCUCUUCCUCGUCCUUCUACUCAAAUCCCGGAGGCCCAAGAACUUUCCCCCAGGACCCCCAAUUCUGCCGAUACUAGGGAACAUUUUGCACCUGAGCCUAGAGAACCCCCUGAAGGACUUUGAGAGGCUGAAGAAGUCUUAUGGAAAUGUCUACAGUCUGUUCCUUGGUACCAGACCAGCUGUAAUCAUCAAUGGGAUGAAGGCCAUGAAGGAGGCUAUGGUGACCAAGGGCACUGAUUUUGCUGGACGACCCCAAGACAUGUUUGUUAAUGACGCUGCCCAAAGGAAAGGAGUGGUUUUGGCAGAUUAUGGCUCUAGUUGGAGGGACCAUCGUCGCUUUGCUCUGGCGACCUUGAGGAACUUUGGUCUGGGGAAACAUUCCAUGGAGGAGAGGAUUCGGACAGAGAUACAAUACACUAUUGAUACACUGGAAAAGAGUAUUGGCAAUACCUUGAAUCCUCAAGUUAUAUUUCAUAGAGCGGCCUCCAACAUCAUCUGCCAGGUUCUGUUUGGUACACGCUACGAGUAUGAUGAUGAGUUCAUCAAAGUGAUUGUUCAAUGCUUUACUGAGAUGACCAAGAUAAUCAAUGGACCAUGGACUGUGCUGUAUGACUCUUUUCCCAUUAUUCGUGGCCUGCCGCUGCCCUUCACUAAGGUCUUUAAGAAUAUUGAGACUUGUCAGAAUCUUGUGAUUGGUUUGAUGAACGAGCACAAGAAGACAAGAGUCCAUGGAGAGCCCCGAGACUUUGUUGACUGCUAUCUGGAUGAACUUAAUAAGAGAGGCGAUGAUGGUUCUUCCUUCUCAGAAGAACAACUGAUUAUGUACGCUCUAGAUCUUCACAUAGCUGGGACAGACACUACCUCCAACACCCUGCUUACUGGUUUCCUCUACCUUAUGACCUACCCACACAUACAAGAGCGUUGUCAGCAGGAGAUCGACGAGGUGUUGGAAGGGAAGGAUCAGGCCAGUUUUGAUGACAGACACAACAUGCCUUACAUGCAGGCUUUGAUCCAUGAAGUGCAGAGGAUAGCCAACACUGUUCCACUCAGUGUCCCUCACUGUACGACUAAAGACACAGAGCUCAUGGGAUAUUCCAUUCCCAGGGGCACACUGAUCAUCCCUAACCUGACCUCAGUGCUGAAUGAGGAGGGACAAUGGAAAUUCCCCAAUGAAUUCAACCCUGAAAACUUCCUCAAUGACCAGGAAGAGUUUGUUAAACCAGAGGCCUUCAUGCCGUUCUCUGCAGGUCCUCGUAUGUGUCUUGGAGAGGGUCUGGCUCGUAUGGAGCUCUUCCUCAUCAUGGUGACCCUGCUGAGGAAGUUUAAGUUCAUCUGGCCUGAGGAUGCAGGAGAGCCAGACUACACUCCAGUCUAUGGGGUCACACUGACUCCCAAACCUUAUCGCAUGAUGAUCCAACUCAGGGCAACACAGUGAGCCUCACAGCCUCACAAAUGCCAGUCUGUGUCUGCAGACAGCCUGUCUGCAGACACAGACUGGCAUUUGCUCUUUCCUAUGUUGUCAGCUGCCCUAUUCACAGUAGUCACUAUCUAAAUGCUAGCUAUGACAUCUAACAACCCACAUAGUCAAUUAUACCAGUCGUCAUAUCUACAUUAUAUCUGUUUAGGUUACAGGCUACAAUGAGCUUUUAAUGUACUGUGUGUUCCAUUAAGUAAAUAUAGACUUACUUUUGAAUUGAGACUGUCCUCACAGGAAGAACGACCGCAUCAGUCGUUUACAAGUGACAAAGCCCUCUAUUGACUGUAGAAAUUAUUAUAGGAGCAAAGGAGGCAGUCAGGUGAUGUUUUAGUGUGACAAAGUCUGCAUAGCAGAGGUCCGGGUUGGUGAGGUAUAGAAUGGGUCAAAGAAACAUCAACAAAGAUCCUCUAAUCUUAGUGAAAUUUUAACCCAAACCAUAAUGCUUCACUAGACCAAGUUGUUUUAGUGCCUACAUCUAAUCAAACCUUAACCAUAGAAUUGUAACAUCAUAAAACAGAUUUAUUUUCCAACAGUGAUUUGUAACGUUUAAAGGAACAGACAAAUGAUGUUGUCAUGCCGAUGGGAGCGUCAAAUCAGAAAACACUUUAAUGAGUAGUUUUAAUAGGGCUUGGACAAGCAAAGUUUUUUGUUGUUUAUUUUGGAGAACUUUUUGAUUCCAUGACAUGCUUUGAUAUGUAUACUUACCACUUAGCCUACCUAGAGUAUGUAUUCAAAUAGCAUGCUUUGAUAUGUAAUUGAUUUAUAUGGGAUUGAUAUGAUAAAGGCCAUUCUGGCCAAUUCGUCGUCUUUUUAGUCUGAUGUGCAAAAUGUAUUGCAAUAGCAUUUUAAUGACAUGCAUUUAUGAUUUCCAAAAAUAAAUAGCAAUAUUA